GAGGCUCGGUCUUCCUCGUCGUUAGGCGCACGGCGCGGGAUGAAGCCUUGGGCAUCCGGUCUUGGGACAUUGACCCUGGCAUUUGCAGCCUUGAUGAGCAGCUCAAGGUUUUCGUGUCCCGGCACUCCGCCACCUUCUCCAGCAUUGUGAAAGGCCAGCGGAGCCUUCACCACCGCGGAGACACCCUGGAGACCCUGGUCCUCCUGAACCCAUCAGACAAGUCCCUAUGUGACGAGCUCCGGAAUCUUCUGCUUGACCCUGCCCCUCACAAGCUGCUGGUGCUGGCUGGGCCCUGCUUGGAAGAGACAGGGGAGCUGCUACUCCAGACAGGGGGCUUCUCGCUCCGCCACUUCCUCCAGGUCCUAGGGGACAGAGAGAUCCGGGAUCUCCUGGCAUCCACACCCCCACCUGCAGACCUGCCCAAGCUCACCAUCACCUGCCCGACCUUCGGCGACUGGGCCCAGCUGGCGCCUGAAGUGCUCGGCCUCCACAGCGCGCUCCGGCUGCAGUGGAACCCGCCCGUGCAGCUGCCGGCGUCCGAGGGCCUGCGCGAGUUCCUGGAGUAUGUGGCCGAGUCGCUGGAGCCGCCGUCUCCCUUUGAGCUGCUCGAGCCGCCGGCGUCCGUGGGCUUCCUCAGGCUCGCCCGGCCCUGCUGCUACAUCUUCCCCGGCGGCCUCGGCGACGCCGCCUUCUUCGCCGUCAAUGGUUUCACCGUGCUGGUCAAUGGUGGUUCCAACCCCAAGUCGAGCUUUUGGAAGCUGGUGCGGCACCUGGACCGGGUGGACGCCGUGCUGGUGACCCACGCGGGCGCCGACAGCCUCCCGGGCCUCAACAGUCUACUGCGGCGCAAGCUGGCAGAGCGCGAGGAGGCGGCGGCCGGCGGAGGGUCUGGGGACGACCGGCUUCGCAGGCUCAUCUCCCCCAACCUGGGGGUCGUGUUCCUCAAUGCCCGUGUUGCCGCCUCGCGUCUGGUGAGCGGCGAGGACGAGGCGGAGCUGGCCCUGAGCCUUCUGGCCCGGCUGGGCAUCACACCGCUGACUCUGAACCGCGGGCCACUCCCGGCCGAGCCCACCGUGCUCUUCCAGAAGAUGGGCGUGGGCCGGCUGGACAUGUACGUGCUGCACCCGCCCACGGCCGGGGCCGACCGCCCGCUGGCCUCCGUGUGCGCUCUGCUGGUGUGGCACCCCGCGGGCCCCACGGAGAAGGUGGUGCGCGUGCUGUUCCCUGGCUGCACCCCGCCCGCCCGCCUCCUGGACGGCCUGGUCCGCCUGCAGCACUUGGGCUUCUUGCGGGAGCCCGUGGUGACCCCCCAGGACUUGGUGGGGCCUCGACGAGCCGAGAGCAAGGAAAGCGUGGGCUCCCGGGACAGCUUGAGAAGAGAAGGCCGGACGACAGCACCCAGCAGGCCGGCCCAGGAGCGCCCCGGGGUGGCCCGGAAGGACCCGCCUCGGGUUGAGGCCCCCCGCAGGGCUGAGAAAGAAGCCAGGGUCCCCCGGGAGGUGAAGAAGGACCCCAAGCCCAGCAUCCCCCGGACCCAGCCCCGGGAGGUACGCCGGGCGGCGUCUGCUUCAGUGAGUGUGAAGAAAGCGGGUGCCCCGGCCGCCCCCAGACCCCGCAGAGCACCCAAUAUCCCCCAGCCAGGGGUCCCGCCGGCAGAGAAUGGGCCCCGCAGCCCCCCUACCUUCCGGUGUGGAGAGGCCAGCCCCCCAGCAGAGACCUGUAGUUCCCCAGCCCCCCAGCUGGUGGCCACACCCAGCCAGGAGAGCAGCCUGGAGCUGGGGCUGAGCCCGGCCGGGGAGGACAGCAGCGCCUUGGAGGAGAAGGCGCUGGAACUGCUUUUGGAUGCCAGCACCCCCCGGCCACGCACACCCUCGCCUCCCGGAGCCCAGCAGGGCCCGGCUGAGGGCAGCGGGCGGCUGUCGCUGAGCCCGCUGCGCGGCGGGGAGGCUGGGCCAGAUGCCUCCCCCACAGUGACCACGCCCUCGCUGCCCGCUGAGGUGGGCUCCCCGCACUCCACGGAGGUAGACGAGUCCCUGUCCGUGUCCUUCGAGCAGGUGCUGCCGCCGCCUCCGGCCACCACGGGCGAGGCGGGGCUGAGCCUCCCACUUCGUGGCCCCCGGGUCCGGCGCUCGGCCUCCCCGCACGACGUGGACCUCUGCCUGGUGUCGCCCUGCGAGUUCGAGCACCGAAAGGCUGUGCCCGUGGCGCUGGCGCCUGCAUCCCCCGGCAGCUCCGAUAGCAGUGCUCGGUCCCAGGAGCGGGCCGGCGCUCCACGGGCUGAGGAGACGCCACCCACGUCCGUCAGCGAGUCCCUGCCCACCCUGUCUGACUCAGACCCCCUGCCUGCCGCCCCCGGCCCUGCGGACUCAGACGAGGACACGGAGGGCUUUGGGGUCCCUCGCCGCGACCCCCUGCCCGAGGCCCUCAAGUUCCCCCCGCCGCUGCCCACCCCACCCAGCAUCUGCAUGGUGGACCCCGAGAUGCUGCCCCCUGAGCAGGCCCGGCUGACAGAGGGCCUCAGCCGUACCCGGAAGUCCCUGGCUCGCCCUAACGCCAGCACAGCCGCCUCCAAAGCCACUCCAGCGACCACUGCCAAAACCAGGGGACUGGCUGGAGGAGACCGGGCCAGUCGGCCGCUCAGCACCCGGAGUGAGCCCGGUGACAAGGGAGGUCGGGUGCCCCUGUCCAGAAAGUCCUCAGUCCCCAAGACGACCGCUCGGGGCCCCUCUGGUAAGUACCCAGGAGCUGGAGUCCUAUGGUGGGUUACUGGCCCAAGUCUUUGUUCCCUACUUGCUGUGUGGCCUCAGCCACACCUGCCACCCUCUCUGGGCCUCAGUUUCUCAUAUAAAACGGAAGUUCUGGUUCACCAUUCAGGCACUUGUAAGUCUGAGGCAUUCAAGCAGUGCCGUCGGGGGAAACAUAAAGUGAGCAUAUCUGUCCUCCUGAACUUGCUGUGGUGACAGUACAUAACAAGAAACAGGUGAAAUUAAUUUUAUUUUAUCUAUUUAUUUAUUUGAU
This is a messenger RNA of Leptonychotes weddellii (Weddell seal), 3018 nucleotides long. The record is from RefSeq and is a predicted model, not a curated record. NCBI's taxonomy places the organism in Eukaryota, Metazoa, Chordata, Mammalia, Carnivora, Phocidae.